Messenger RNA from Phascolarctos cinereus (koala), 784 nucleotides. RefSeq lists its product as uncharacterized. The record is from RefSeq and is a predicted model, not a curated record. NCBI's taxonomy places the organism in Eukaryota, Metazoa, Chordata, Mammalia, Diprotodontia, Phascolarctidae.
AUGGCCCGACCCAGUCCAGCCCAGCCUGUGGCCUCUCCUCCCCGGUGCCCGCCCCGCGAACCCCGAAGCCACAAGCCUUACAGUGCGGCACGGCGCUCCGGGAGCGCAUGGUUCUCGGCCACCGGCCCCGGCUCUCCUCCACCUCCUAGUCCCGCCCGCGGGCGCGGCACCCCAGGACUGCAACAGCGCGGCGGCUGGGGACUGACUGAGCCGGGAGCUCCUGGCUCGGCCAGUGAAGCUGCCCCACAGGGGCGGGGCGGCCUCCCCCGGCCCGGCCUCCCUCCAAUGGGAGGGCAGCCCGGAGCCCCGGCCCCGCCCUGCCGGGCUAGCUGUCACCGCGGACCGGCGCACGUGGGCUGGAGCUGCCCCUGCUGCCGGGCCCUGGAGGAGUGCCGGGGGGAGGAACUGGCCCCAGCGCUAGCCCAGCCCGCUUGGGGAAAGCGGGCCCGCCCCACUGCAAAAGCACGCAGACUCGCAACGACUGGUGAUGCCGCGGAUGACUUUGGCCUUUUCCACGUCUGACCAGCUCUAAGCAUUCCUCAGCGCCUGCUUCAGCCGCCUUCCUGACCGUUGGAACAAGUCGCUCUCAUCCGCCCAUCCCUCCAGGGGAAGUCUUCACACGCGGCGGUAGACGCGCCCCUAACUCACCAACAGGUUUGAGGCCCUUUGGUUACCUUCAACCUGGCUUAGCUCAUCUGCCCAGAUGCUUUUACCAGGGUGUGGCCACUGCACAGGCUGUAGCUUCUAGGAGCCACAGGAGUGAGAUGAGGAAGCCAUCUCUGAG